Molecule: messenger RNA, 5880 nt
Organism: Diachasmimorpha longicaudata
Lineage: Eukaryota; Metazoa; Arthropoda; Insecta; Hymenoptera; Braconidae
Exons: 5
Coding region: 166-3555 (1129 amino acids)
Source: RefSeq, a predicted model, not a curated record
CAGUGCUUCAUGUCAUGCCGUAGGUCGUGUGUGACUUGCGGGACAUACAAUGGUAAAUUUUAUCAAAUUGUCUGAGAUAUGUCAAACUAUUGAAGUUGAGGAUGAUGAACAUUUGAAAUACUGACGUUGGCUGCUGUUGCAACAAUCGAGCGAACAAUUAUCAAAAUGUCCGAGGAGACAAAUAUGGGAGGGGGUCAGGAUGAGGACGAAAAGAAUUCAGAGGGACCCCCUCAAUUGUCUGAGAAUCUCGCCGAUGAGAUAGCCAGUAUGUGGGAGAUACCCCAGAUGUAUCAAUUUUUAUGUCUCGCAAAGGAGACACUGGGUAUACAACACCUGUCGAUGUACGAAAUGGAGAGAAUGCUAUUAAUGCCAAAGGCAUCCAAACAACUCGCCAGUAUCAUGACAUCUCUGUUGUCUCCACCAAUGCCAAAAUCCAAACUGCGAACUAUGCCACCGAUGCCGUAUCAAUUUUGGACGAAUUUACUAACACAAAAGGCCCUCGGUUGGUUCAAAGUUUAUCAGAGUAAGGAUGGUGACAGUGUCAAAGUUUUGGAGACAAUUGGUGUUGAGCCAGAAUUUUGGAAAUUAUUUCCCCAGGCUGAGCUCAUAAGUGACCGUAAAUUCGACAAAUUGAGCCUGAGGGAGAGGGUUUGGCUACUUAAAACAGUCUGUGAUACUUUGAUACACUCGCGACGAUCGUUGCAGGAUGAAAUUGUUAGAAAUUAUUUAGAUGAUGACAGUGAAAUGGUACUUGGUAAGGACAGACAUGGUGCGAGAUACAUUUAUUUUCCAAUUUUCUUGGAUAACGAUGUUCGCGUGUAUCGUCACUGUCUAGAUAAUAAGAUUUUACUGAGUCUUAAACAUGAAAAGAAGGAUACGAAGCCGAAGGCUGAAGUGGUGAGUGACAAGAAAAUGGUUAAGAGAAAAAGAAAGAGCUGGAGGUAUGGGAAAUUGCCGAAUAAAUCGAGAAAACGUACAGCUAAGAGUGAUAAAGAGAAGAUUGAGCUGACAGAGCAGGAGGAUAAAAACGAUGAUGGGAGGGAGGUGCAGGUGGACGAUAGGAAAAACAUUGAUGAGGAGAGGAAGGACGAGGAAAAGGAGGAAAUUAACGAGGACGAUGAGAAUCACCAGGACAACGCACUCGAAGGGCUGAAGGGUGAUGAGAAAAUGGAUAAAGAUGAACAGCCCAACGCUGAACCUCCGUCAUCCUCUCAAGCUAGUGAUGAUUCACUUGUUCGGGAGGAGCAGGAGACUCAGCCCCUGCGGGAGGAUGUCUCCAGCUGCUCGAAAACAGAUGAUGAGAAAAUUCAUGAGAAGCAGAUCGCAAACUCAGAACUUUCGAAGAAUUCGGCAGAGAUGUCGAAGAGUGAUAAUGAGAAAAUCAUCGAGACUGAAUCACCGAGGGGUGAGGGAGGGAAAGCUGAGGGCUGUGGGGAUGCGAGGAAGGAGCUGGAGGAGUCAACGACUUCGGAAAAUAAUAUCGGCGAAUGCAUUAGUGACACGACACACAACGCAGAUGAUAUCAAUAGUCCCGAUAUGGAAUUGAAUAGUGAUGCGACGAGGGCUGCGUCGAAGAGGGAAAUUGAGGAGUUCAAACGUAUGAUAACCGACCUGGGGGAAUCGAGUUUCCGGUUGGUAUCUGAUAGUUUGGAUGCACUGAGGGAUCUGGUGGCGUGUUUCAUUGCACUGAAUUAUCCCGAGGGACCUGGAACGGUGGCUUGCGAGCUUCAGUUGAUAAAGAAGCUUAAAUCCUUGAUCGCGAAAAUGGAGAAAAUUGAGGCGACUCUGAGUCGAUCGAAGAUUGAAGCUAAGGAGAAAUUGCAGGAGGAGUGGACUAAGUAUCAGGAGGGUGAUAAAGAAAAUGGGGGCCAGCCAGCUGAUGGGGAGAAGGGUUCUAAUACAUGGAUUAUUGGAUCGCAGGGAUGUCCUUUGCUUGCUAAUGGUGACACGUUGUCACAAUCCAGCAUGGAGGGACAACCAGUCGCUGAGGGAGGAGUGAAAAUUAAGAUCGAGAAGAAAGAUCCUGAUGAAGAGAACAAUGGCCCAGAGCGGGAGACGGCUCGAGUGCUGCGUCGUCGAGGUAUUUCCUCGUACAUGGAGCCAUUCUUCACCUCUUCAGAGGACUCUGAACCCGGUGACCAGGACAUCGAGUCACAUUCCACCCCCACCACAGGUGCAGUAUCCCCGCCGGUGGAAAUAACUGCUCCACGACCUCGUCAAAUCGGUGAGGAAUCAACUGCCGAGGAUUCCGAUCAAGACUGGAUCCUUCCAGGUUCUCGCAAACGUCAGCGAAAGCGCUCUAGCCCGAGUAAACGCAACAAAUCACAGCACAAUAAAUUACAGACAAUAAAUUCUCACGGUUCAACAACCCUCCACCCAGCAACUGAUUCAAUUAGUACCGAGGCAAAAACCCGAAUAAAUUCAUUGCCUAAUGCAACCCCCAAUCGUCCAGUGAAUAAAAUAAAAAUAACGAGUGUUCAUUCGGAAUUGGAUAUAAAGGACGAGGGGCCAAUAAUCGAUACAAUUGCAAGUGGUACACCUGAUAAUUCAUCGAACAGUGGUGUGCAGCAGAACUACGUUCUAGUCAAUACGGGUAAUGGUCCUGUUAAUUACGUAGUGAUGCCGCAGGAUAAUCCUCAGCAUCAACCACCAAUGCUAUCAGUUGUUCCACCAGUACAGCAACAAAAUUAUAUACAGAGUUAUAUACCAGGUCCUGGUGGUUAUAUUAUGCCCCAUGUGACUCAGUAUCGUUCACCAUAUCCAAAUCCAUCGAAUCUCCAGCCGAUGGUAAUACAGGGGGGCCAGAUGAUGCAGCAGGCGUACAUGCAACCGCCCACCACCAACUACAUGCAGUACCAUGGAAUGAUGCCAUCGAUGACGGUGUCGUAUCCAGGGGCUAUGCAGGGACUUGGCACGCAACCUGGGCCACGACAGCCAAACAGAGACUUGCAGAUUCGCGCAGUUGGUCCACAACAAAUAAGACCCCAACAUCCUGUUGGGGCUGUGAUCAGAAGUUCCUCUGUACCGUUCAGGGGUGCACCCAGACCGGUGCGAAAUCGAAUGCCACUAUCGACUGCUAGGAUUAUGCCCCGUGGUCCCAGGCCUGCUGUGAGGCCCCAGGUGGCUCUUGGCAGGAAUGUACCCCCUAGUGUUGGAAAAUCAACUGCGAAAACCACGUCGUUGAUUGUUCUGAGUGAUAGUGAUGAUGAGAUUGAAAUGAUUAUCACUGAAAAAUCGGUGGUAAAAAAUAUGGGCCAGAGGACCCAGGGGGGUAAGCAGAAGCCAGUGAUAACGUCUGAGGUUACAGUGCCGGGAAAGAGUGUACUGUCGCCGCAGAUUAUACAGCGUAUGAAUCAGGGGGGAAUAUCGAUAACACCUAUUAAACCUAAAGCAGUGGAAAAACCGACAAUUGGUGGGGGCACACAGCUGGUUGUUGUUGUUAAUGAGACGGGUAGUCAUUAUGCUCUAGCACUUCCGAAUGGCAGUAAAUUGAUACUUACGCCUGAACAAGUUGCACAAAUUCGGGCUUCCAAUGGUGGGAAACUUAUAUUGUAAAUAUGAAGGUUUUUAGGGGUUCGGUGGGGGGGGGGGGGGGAGGAGAGAUGUAACAGGUGCAUUAUAUUUGUGGAGGGGUGGUCUUUAUUGCGAGGAUUUUAUUUGUGGGAGGGUCAAGGGGUUUACAUCUUCUGGACUUGGGAUUUUCGAUUUGUGCUGGGGUGAAGGACAAAGGAAUUCUUGGAGAUGUUUGAGAUGGUUCAGGAGUGGCUUUCGACGAAAUUCAGUGAAUGGAAUCUUCAUGGAUGGGUUUGAAUGAUUUAAAUCAUAUUUAUUUGUCCGAUUUUUAAAGAUCAAUUGAACAGUUAUUGAUUGGAAUGCGAGCGCUUUGGUUGUGUACAAAAUUUUAUUCUCCGGAUUUCGUUUGAAAAAUGGAAAUGAGGAGAAUUAUUGACUAUUUAUUAAUUGUCGGUCUGUGGAAUUGUUUUGAAAUUUUCCAUCCAAUUCUUCGAUGAUUCUGAGAAGUUGAACUGAUCGAAACAUUCUGUGGGAUUUAUUUACAAAUUCAUAAAUAGUGGAUGUAUAGUAACAGUUAUUUAUAUUUUCAAUUUGUGUUGUAUGGAACACCGAACUUUUAAAUGUUAGUAUGGACUGUAGUUGUUAUGUACAGACUUUUAAGAAUUUUAUUUUAAAAAGAUGUCUUUAUGUGGAACGCGGAGUUUUGCAGACAAAAUCACUGAGAUUUCAGUAUAAAAUUGUAAAUAAUAACGAAUUUUUCAUUGAUUUACAAAAUGGUACGUAAUUAAUCAGUAGUCAGAUGUAUUCAUCACUUCUGCAAUUAAAAAAAUCUUUUUAAAAUUACGGUCACUCUCUGGUCAUCGAAGAAAUUAGUUACGGCAGCUUCUACUCACAGUUGGGAAAAAUCGUUUUAAAUAUUAUUAUUAGCCAUUUAAUUUCUAGUUAGGUGAUGUUUCUGGGAAAAUAAUUUUUAAGGCCCCAUAAAAACGCAGAGAAUUCCAGAAAAUCCUCUGAUAAAGCAUGAAAGUCAUCUCAGCCUUCUAUUAAAUAUUCAGCCCUAUUUACACCCUUAAUGACUCGUGAUUUUCAAUGCAUCACUGUGGUUUCACUUUGAUGUGGACUUUUUUAUCGUGGUCCAAGAAUUUAGAGAGCCUGGUACCGUUGUAUGGGGUGUCACUUCCAGGUGGAUGCAGUCGCAUCUGCAAAAAUUUUCAACGUAUGAGUAUUAAUAAUUUUUCCAUCCAAGAGGAUCUGCUGGGUACCUAAUAAACAUAAUACGCUCUAUCUCCAUCAUGCAGAUAACUUUAACGUAAAAAUAUCGAGCGCUCUGAUACCCCACCGGAUCUCCUUCGGCAUGAUUACAUUUGUAAAUGUCACAAUCAAUUUAUUCAACUGAAUAUUCAUACGAACAAAUAAUAUUUAUACUUGAGUAGUUACGUACCACCUGUGCUAGACGUACGAGUCCAAUGGGUUCAGCUAGUAUAUCGCAAAUGCAGCUGAUUUUUCUCAUUCGUUGUACAUAAAUUUUUUGUACGGUGAUAAUUUUAUAAACAAAUAAGUUGAUAGAUACUACUAGAGGAUUGUACAUCGAGAGAAAACGAUAGAAUGUCAUAAAAAAAAUUUCUUCGUUUCUUCAAAGGAGAUAUUUUAUUUUAGAAAAGUUUGUGAUAGUUGAGGAGUAUAAAAAAAAAAUUGUGUGAUAACUUUUUUACAAAAGGGCGUAAGCUGUGCAAAAAAUGUACUAAUAAAAAAUUUUCCAUCUUCAUUCAGUACCGAGCUAUUUAUUGAGAAGGAAAGAUAUUGGAAAUGGACACGAACGGUUUUCCGCUUCGCUGGUAAUUUUCUAGAAAAAUUUUUGGUGCGUGAAGAAAGUCUCACUCCAUCUUAAAAUGUUCACGUUUAUGUCACGACAUUUCACGGAAUCCUUGCUCCCGUUAGUUCUCAAGAGACGGUACCUUUGCGAAGAAAUAAGUUUUGUGAUAUUAUAAUCGUUUCUCUCCCCGUAUACGAACAUUUAUGGAGAAUAAGGAAUGAUAAUCCCACAAUACGAAGGAGAAAUUGUAUCGACAUUCAAGUAGAGUAAGAGUACAUCAAACAAUUGUAUAUAAACUACUUUUAUAGACUACAAAAACAGUUCUAAGUUGAUUAUACUAAAUUAUUAAUUCAGGAAUGUUAGCAUCGCAAGCUGCGUUAUUUUGUUAUGAAUCAGUAGUAUUGCCUCCCGUUACGAUAAAUAAAAUAUGAUAUUACUUAUAUCCAGUUAAGAAAUAACACAUCACACUGUGGAUUAAUGUCUCAAUUGUUUUAUUUUGUUAAUUAUUCAGAGAAUCGCUAAAUAUAUUGCUCUCUAAAGCCCUUUUCCAAGGA